GUUAAUACCUGGAACGCACUGAGCAGGUUUUUCAGAUGGAUGAAACACUGGAGUCAUGAGGUAGACCUGUCCAAGGUAUGAAGGGCAAUGGAAGAUCCCAAAUCUAUUCAGAGAAGGUUUGAAGCUGCUGUUAAAGUGAUCCGAAGUUUACCUGAAGAUGGCUCAUAUGACCUUUCCGAUGAUAUGCUGGUUAUGUUCUACAGUUACUACAAACAAGCUACAACAGGACCAUGUAACACCCCAAAACCGAACUCUUGGGAUCCUAUUGGAAAACCUAAAUGGGAGGCAUGGAAAGCCUUGGGAAACAUGUCAAAGGACCAAGCCAUGAUGGAAUAUGUUAAGGAAAUACAGCUGAUAAUAGAAACCCUCCCGGUCACAGAGAAGAUGGCAGAUUUAAUGGACGCUCUUGACCCGUUUUAUGAAAUGGUGUCGGAUGAUGAUGAUGAAGAUGAUGUGGCUUGUAAAGUGGCACCCUUAUCCACAGGAACCAUUAAUGCUGAAAAAGCCUAUGAUGAUGCUGUUGAGAAAGUCGAAGAGGUGGGAAGUGAAAUUAAUGGGGAAAAUACAGAAGAUGACAUGGAGAUGGAGGAGAAGAGGCAAGACUCAAGCACAUUUGCAGCAGGGAGAGGAGGAUUAUCAGCGUUUAAUAGAAGUGAGGAGAACAGCGUGUCCUCCUCUACCGAUGACACUCAUAGUUCUCUGAACACGGAGGAGGAAGAGGAGGAAUUAGCUUAUGAUGACUCAGACGAUGAGGUGCACAGUGACUCAAUGGGAAAUCUAGCAACACAUAAGAAGGGUUCGGGAGUUCCCAGGGUCCAUUUGGCAGAUGUGAGCGUGGCUGGGGCCAACCUGCAACAAGGGGGAAACAGAGAGCCUCAGUGUGGGAGUCAGGAUGGAAAACCACGGGGAGUUACACCCCCCGUCCCCCACCCACUGACACUUGGACCGGUCCAAACUGACAGAAUCUCAGCAGGCAGUGGAAGAGGCCGCCAGUUAACGGGAACUAUUCUGCCAGACGAACAUGAUAACUUAUCAGAGCGCAGUUGCCAAGGAAAUGGUCAGCGCUGGGAGACAGACGAGAGAACGGACAAGCAGACAUUUAACCCACAGAUCACUGUGAUACUGUCACAGUUACAGGACAAUAUGCAGCAUGUGCUACACAGACUGACCACACUGGAGCUUCUCACAGCAUCACAAACUGAAAUCCCUCCUCUCCAAACUUGGCAGUCCAAGUCACCAAAAAAGAGGUUGCCCUGGUGGCCUUUCAACGUGUCCCCUAUCACUGUAGUGCUGACAGUGAUCUGGCCCUUUGCUGUGCACUGGCUAGUGCAGUUUUACUUACAGAAAAGGAAGAGAUGGUUAAAAGUGAAGUGAAGAUUCAGGUACCAACUGCACAACUCCUGAAGACUUUCAAACGGUCUGGAUUUAUCUGAUGAAAGAUAUUGAAAGAAAUUAUUACUUAUAAGUAACAGUGAAGAUAUUCAAAUAAAUGCUGCUCUUUUGAACAUUCUAUUCAUCAAAGAAACCUGAACAAAAUGUAUCAUGGUUUCCACAAAAAUAUUAAGCAGCACAACUGUUUUUAACAUUAUGAUAAUAGUGAAUAUUUCUUGAGCAGCAAAUCAGCAUAUUAGCAUGAUUUCUGAAGGAUCAUGUGACACUGAAGACUGGAGUAAUGAUGCUGAAAAUUCAGCUUUGCAUCACAGGAAUUGCAUUUUGCAAAAUAUUAAAAUAUAAAAAGUUUAAAUUGUAAUAAUAUUGGAUAGGCUUUUGAAUGGUAGCGUUCAAAUAUUCAAAAAUAUAUUGUGUAUCUUGCGUUUCUAUUGUGUAUUAGGUUGUUUUUAUGACACAGUGCAGGUAGUUUACAGUCAUUUUUAUAUACCUCAGCUUUUAAAGAUCGUUUUCUGUUAUAGAUUUUGCUAACUGAGAUUAAUUAUAAAAAUAAAAUGUGUAUGGACAGAUUCACUGUAUCAAAGAGGAAAGCUCAGAGUGUCUUUCUGAUAUGAAUGUCUUCAGAGUAUAUGUGGACCACAGUAUUUUUUAAGCUGCAGACAUACAAUACUUAUAAGUAUGUUAUUGUAAAGUGGGUAAUUCUUCUGUAAGACGAAUAAAGAAUUUGA
Labeo rohita (rohu) is the source of this 2117-nucleotide messenger RNA. It is a transcript of the gene acbd5b, whose product is annotated as acyl-CoA binding domain containing 5b. Bases 88 to 1374 code for a protein of 428 amino acids. Gene Ontology annotation, molecular function: fatty-acyl-CoA binding. Gene Ontology annotation, cellular component: peroxisome. Gene Ontology annotation, biological process: autophagy of peroxisome; fatty acid metabolic process. The transcript has 13 exons. The record is from RefSeq and is a predicted model, not a curated record. NCBI's taxonomy places the organism in Eukaryota, Metazoa, Chordata, Actinopteri, Cypriniformes, Cyprinidae.